This is a messenger RNA of Humulus lupulus (European hop), 540 nucleotides long. RefSeq lists its product as uncharacterized. Bases 1 to 540 code for a protein of 179 amino acids. Lineage: Eukaryota; Viridiplantae; Streptophyta; Magnoliopsida; Rosales; Cannabaceae. The record is from RefSeq and is a predicted model, not a curated record. The transcript has a single exon. Gene Ontology annotation, molecular function: nucleic acid binding.
AUGGAUAGUUCAAGGAAAAUUUGGUCCCAGAAGCUUGAUGUUUCGCUUUGGGCUUAUAGGACGACAUUUAAAACUCCCAUUGGGAUGUCGCCUUAUAGAUGGGUAUUUGGAAAGGCUUGUCACUUGCUGGUUAAAUUAGAGCAUUGUGCCAUGAGAAAGUUAAAUAUGGAUGAGAAUGUAGUGGGAAAAAAUAGGCUAAUGCAUUUGAAUGAGCUUGAUGAGUUUGGGAAUGAAGCCUUUGAGAAUGCCAAGAUCUACAAGAAACGCACUAAGGCAUGGCAUGACAAGAACUUGCUUCGUAAAGAGUUUCAACCAGGGCACCAAGUGCUUUUAUUCAAUUCAAGGUUGAGAUUAUUUCCGGGCAAGUUGAAAUCAAGGUGGUCGAGUCCAUACACUGUUGUUAAAGUAUUUCCUUAUGGAUCGGUGGAGGUACAAGGAAAGAACAAUGAAACAUUCAAAGUGAAUAGUCAACGUUUGAAGCCAUACUUGGGUGGUCCUGUUGAUCAAGCCAAGUCAAUUAUCCUCUUGAAAUCCAUCUGA